Messenger RNA from Lolium perenne, 1775 nucleotides. Its product is annotated as poly [ADP-ribose] polymerase 2-A. The record is from RefSeq and is a predicted model, not a curated record. Gene Ontology annotation, biological process: protein poly-ADP-ribosylation; double-strand break repair. Gene Ontology annotation, molecular function: NAD+ poly-ADP-ribosyltransferase activity. Gene Ontology annotation, cellular component: nucleolus. NCBI's taxonomy places the organism in Eukaryota, Viridiplantae, Streptophyta, Magnoliopsida, Poales, Poaceae.
GCCCAGGACGCGGCAGCAGCGGCGGUGAUGAAGGAUGCCAAGAUAGUCACGGCCACCAAGAAGGGCGCCGCGGUGCUGGACCCGCACAUCCCCGACGACAUGAAGAAGUCAUGGCACGUCCUGCAAGCGGGCGAUGAGAUCUACGACGCCACCUUGAACCAGACCAACGUUGGAGCCAACAACAACAAGUUCUUCAUCAUCCAAGCUCUAGAGUCUGAUGUCGGUAAAAGCUUCAUGGUGUACUGGAGAUACGGGAGAGUGGGCUCCCGAGGUCGGACGGAGCUAAUGGGUCCCAUGCAACGGCACGAAGCCAUUAACCUAUUCCAAUUUAAGUUUGAGGACAAGACUAAUAACCAGUGGGUCAGUCGCCAUAGCUUCAGGUGUCAUGCAAAGAAGUACACUUGGCUUGAGAUGGACUACGGCAAGGAAGGAGAUAAGGCUCAGAAGAAAGAGCUUGUUGCUAAUCAGAUAAAGGAGACAAAGCUUGAAACUAGAACUGCGCAGUUCAUAUCCGUCAUCUGCGAUAUUACCAUGAUGAAGCAGCAAAUGAUGGAAAUUGGUUAUAAUGCUGAUAAACUUCCUCUUGGAAAGAUAAGUCAAUCUACAAUAAGUAAGGGUUAUGAUGUUUUGAAGAGGAUCUCUCAUGCUAUUUCGAGGGGUGACAAGAUACAUAUUGAACAAUUGACCGGGGAAUUCUACACCAUCAUUCCUCAUGACUUCGGUUUCAAAAAGAUGCGUGAAUUUAUCAUCGACACUCCUGAGAAGCUCAAAGCUAAGCUGGAAAUGGUUGAAGCCCUUGGUGAGAUUGAGAUUGCGACCAAGCUUUUGGAAGAUGACUCGACCGAUCAGGACGAUCCAUUGUAUGCUCGAUACAAGCAGCUUGGUUGUGACUUUACACCUCUGGAAGUUGACACGGAAGAAUACUCAAUGAUAAAAACAUAUUUGAAGAAUACACAUGGAAAAAAUCACACGGAUUAUACCGUCGACAUAGUGCAAAUAUUUAAGGUGACAAGACAUGGUGAAACAGAGAGGUUCCAGAAGUUUAUUGGCGCAGGAAAUAGGAUGCUUUUAUGGCAUGGUUCCCGGCUGACCAACUGGACUGGAAUAUUUUCUAAGGGUUUGAGAAUUGCUCCUCCUGAAGCACCUAAUAAUGGCUACAUGUUUGGGAAAGGAGUUUACUUUGCUGAUAUGUUCUCCAAGAGUGCAAACUACUGCUGUUUUUCAGAAACAUCUAAUAAAUCUGGAGUGUUGCUUCUGUGUGAGGUUGCACUUGGCAGCAUGAAUGAGCUAAUAUAUGGUGAUGUCUGUGCUAAUGAUCUUCCCAAGGGAAAACUAAGCACGAAAGGACUCGGGAAGACGGCCCCGGACAUGGCGAACUCCAAGAUCACCGACGAUGGUGUGGUUGUUCCGCUUGGGAAACCUAAAAAGGUAUCUCCCGGAAAGGGUAUUCUCAACUACAAUGAGUACAUAGUCUAUGACGUGAACCAGAUCAGGAUGCGGUAUGUUAUCCAUGUCUCCUUCAACUCAAAGAAAAAUUAGACCAUUCCUGCGAACAUGGAGCAGUGCUAAGAUCUUGACAUCUUCUUCGUGGAAUCCAAUUUUCUGUCACACAUUAUUAGCAGCAGAUGAAUGUGGAGGAAAUUGUAGUUUGGCUCUGGUAUCAUUCUGAUCAGAUGAAUUGGGAAGUUCGUCUUAUUUGCAUAGAAACCAUAUCGGCAUCCAAUUCUACCGAAAGCAUAGGCAAUGAGAGGCAGAUCCCUCAUCUCGUUUGGUUA